AUGCGACACACGCAGCCUUUGCGGCGAUCCGUGCGAGUGGCCAGGUGGUGGCUUGGGGGCACCGAGACUAUGGUGGUGAGGUGCCCAGAGAUCUCGGUCACCGAGGCGUUUCAGAGCUGCAGGCCUCCUUCGGUGCUUUUGCUGCGAUCUUGGGCGACGGAGAGGAGACUUGGAGUGGACACUGUGGAGAGCGGAGUGGAGAACACCGAGGUGUUGAGAAGGAUUGUGGAGAACACCGCUAGCGUCGUGACCUGGGGCGAUGCCGACUCCGGUGGCGACAGCAGUGGAGUGCGUGAGCAGCUACGACGGGUGCAGUGA
Molecule: messenger RNA, 318 nt
Organism: Durusdinium trenchii
Lineage: Eukaryota; Dinophyceae; Suessiales; Symbiodiniaceae
Source: the annotation of a GenBank genome assembly